GGGACCCUAAGGUGCCAGUGCUGUACAAGGUGGAGCGGACUCAUACAGGGAAGAGCUUCUCUGUUCGUUCUGUAAAGGCCAUCCAGCAUGGAAAGCCAAUCUUCACCUGCCAGGCCUCCUUCCAGCUCCCCCAGGCGAGCCCAGUACAGCAUCAGUUCACCAUGCCUACUGUGCCGCCCCCUGAGGAGCUGCUGACGCAAGAGGAGCUCAUCCAGAAGUUCCUGCAGAAUCCUAACUUGGCAGAGAGAUACAGAAAGCAUCUCAACAAGAUUCAAGCUGAAGAUGUGCCGAUUGAUAUCAAACCCGUGAACCCGCCAGAUACAUUCUGCUUGGAGCCGCAGGAGCCAAAGCAGCUCUUCUGGGUGCGAGCACGAGGCUACAUAGGAGAGACUGACAUGAAGGUGCACUGCUGCGUGGCUGCUUACAUCUCCGACUAUGCUUUCCUGGGCACGGCCCUGCUCCCGCACCGGCAGUACCGCAUCAAGUUCAUGGUGUCCCUCGACCAUUCCAUGUGGUUCCACGCGCCCUUCCGAGCGGACCACUGGAUGCUGUACGAGUGCAAGAGCCCCUGGGCUGGUGGGUGCCGGGCACUGGUGCAGGGACGGCUGUGGCGCAGGGACGGGGUCCUGGCUGUCACCUGCACGCAGGAAGGAGUCAUCAGGGUGGAGCAAAUGCCAAACCAGAGCAAGCUCUAGCUGAGAAACCCCUGUGGGCUGGAACUCA
Messenger RNA from Cariama cristata (Red-legged seriema), 723 nucleotides. RefSeq names its product acyl-CoA thioesterase 8 (gene ACOT8). The transcript is spliced from 4 exons. The annotation marks the transcript as partial. Gene Ontology annotation, cellular component: peroxisomal matrix. Gene Ontology annotation, molecular function: fatty acyl-CoA hydrolase activity. Gene Ontology annotation, biological process: fatty acid catabolic process; acyl-CoA metabolic process. The record is from RefSeq and is a predicted model, not a curated record. Lineage: Eukaryota; Metazoa; Chordata; Aves; Cariamiformes; Cariamidae.